AUGUUUUUGAAGAAUCGGUGGUUGUUUCCUUUCCUCCCACCAUUGGAGGUUAGAACCGUAUUUCACAAUUUGGACAAGAACGAGUUAUUAGUUGAAAUUCAUAUUCAAAAUAUCUCACUUUCAGAAGUAUUUGUGGAAAAGGUCUCCUUAGUUCUACCUGAAAUAUUUUCAGGAAUGGAUGUCGGUACCUACAACCUAGAUGAGGAAUAUGAGCGAACCUCUGGAGAAAUUACCUUUCUACAGCCAAUGGAUGAAUGCCGGUACUUCUGCCUCCUUCAACUCAAGAGUGGCUUUCUGGAGGAUUCUGAUGCCAUUAGAAGACUAACCCGAUUGGGAAAACUAAAUGUUUUCUGGAAGAAAAAUCUUCAUGAAACAGCAAUACAACAGACUAUCCAACUUGAAAGGGAUGUUCCCCAUUACAGAAGCAUAAGUGUGUCGGUGGAAUCAAUGCCAGAUAAGGUCAUCGUGGAAGAGCCUUUCUACAUGACAUGCAAGAUAACAAACUUCAGUGACCAGAAAAUGAAACUGUUUUUGAAUUUGUGCAAUACAGAUGCUGUUCAUUGGCAUUUACGUGGAGGGAAGUAUCUGGGUAAGCUGCCUCCAAGAACAUCACUGUGCUUACCUCUGAACCUUCUGUUCGUAAAGCAGGGACUACAGCGUAUCUCUGGCAUACAGCUAACAGACAAGUAUACAAAGAAAACGUAUUACUGUGAUGACAUUCUGACUGUCUGUGUGAUUCCAGACUUUCGGAAAAUUAGCAACUGA
Messenger RNA from Oryctolagus cuniculus (rabbit), 765 nucleotides. The record is from RefSeq and is a predicted model, not a curated record. Lineage: Eukaryota; Metazoa; Chordata; Mammalia; Lagomorpha; Leporidae.